Auxenochlorella protothecoides is the source of this 1491-nucleotide messenger RNA. Its product is annotated as Serine carboxypeptidase-like 22. NCBI's taxonomy places the organism in Eukaryota, Viridiplantae, Chlorophyta, Trebouxiophyceae, Chlorellales, Chlorellaceae. The transcript is spliced from 9 exons. The record is from RefSeq and is a predicted model, not a curated record. Gene Ontology annotation, molecular function: serine-type carboxypeptidase activity. Gene Ontology annotation, biological process: proteolysis. The coding region runs from base 1 to 1491 and encodes 496 amino acids.
AUGCACAAAUUGUGGGUGGCCCUUGCGGUCUGUGCUCUCGCCUCGUGUGUCCAGGGGAUCAGUUCCGGAGAUGCUCCGUUUUUCCUGCGAUCACGCGCCACGAAGAAUCAUCUCACCAAGGAGGCCGCUGCUGAUAAGGUGUCUAGUCUCCCUGGAUGGGGAAACCUGCAGGAUGAUGAGUUCGACAUCUACUCCGGGUACAUCACGGUGGACGCAGAGGCUGGCCGCAGCCUCUUCUAUGUGUUUGUGGAGUCUCAGGACGACCCUGCCGCCGACCCGCUGGUGCUCUGGCUGAAUGGGGGUCCGGGCUGCUCCUCGCUGGCGGGAGGCUUCAUGUCGGAGCUGGGACCCUUCUUCCCCACCACGCGCGGCAACCUACAGGCCAACGACUAUUCCUGGAAUACCAAGGCCAACGUCCUCUUUGUGGAGGCCCCCGCCUUCGUCGGCUUUUCCUACUCCAACACCACCGCCGACCGUGACGUCGGCGACAAGAGGACGGCGGAGGACAACCACGAGUUCCUGCUGCGCUGGUUCGACCGCUUCCCCCACUACCGCUCCCACAAGUUCUGGCUGUCGGGCGAGAGUUAUGCUGGCCACUACGUCCCGACCCUGGCGCUGGAGAUCCUCAGGGGCAAUGAAGGCGCCGAUGCCCCCCCCAUCAACCUCAAGGGCCUGCUGGUGGGUAACGCCUGGACGGAUGCCCAGCUGGACAACCACGGUGCCCUGGAGUUUUGGUUCAGCCACGGCCUCAUCUCCUUCACCGCCUACAAGGGCAUCAAGAAGUACUGCGACUUUGGGAGUGUCGGGCCCCUGCAACAGGAAUUCGCCCCCACCCUCAACGCCACCGCCGUCAACACCCCCAAGUGUGACAAGUUCGUGAGCCUGGCCCUGGACCAGAUCAGGGGCAUCAACAUCUACGACAUCUUUGCGGACGUGUGCCUGUCGCCCGACGCCUCCAACCCCGCGCUGGCGCUUGGCCGGGCGCUGAAGGGGCACCCCCUGGGCCUGUCCACGGCUGCCGCGGUGCUGAAGAACAAGUACGACCCAUGUAUCGACAACGAGGUGGAAACCUAUCUGAACAGGGAGGAUGUGCAGCGCGCCCUCCACGUUGUGCCGGGCCUGGCGCCCAAGCGCUGGACCGGCUGCACGCAUGAAAUCCAGUACUCGAGGGAGGACCUGCUGAGCUCCAUGCUCCCUGUCUGGCACCACCUCCUAGAAGCAGACCUGGAGCUCCUUGUGUACAGCGGCGAUGUCGACGCCAUCGUGCCCGUGACCGGCACCCGCGCCUGGAUCCACGGCCUGGCCCUGGAGGUGGCGGAGCCAUGGCGGGCCUGGACCAGCGCUAGCCGCCAGGUCGGCGGCUGGACGGUGCGCUACUCGCACGGGCUGACCUUCGCCACGGUGCGCGGGGCGGGCCACAUGGUGCCAUACACCCAGCCCGAGCGCGCGCUGCACCUCUUCAACUCCUGGGUGCACCACCAGAGGCUGUGA